AUGGGAACGGGAUGGGGAAAGGGAAAAGGAGAGACAGUUAGAAGGAGCACGAGCGCUGAUACGACCUGCAGCGCCCCGGCAACGAAAAAGAACAAGAACACCCUCACCAUCCCCAGUUCGCAAAUCAGGGAAGGUGGCCGUCCAACAGCCCCAAUCACCACCCCAAAUGGCAACCCCGAAUACCCCUACGUACCCUCUCCUGACGAGAGAUCCUUCUUCGACGCCCUCGACGACACCGAUCCAGACGUGGACUGGACCAUGAAAGCCGGGGAGCCGCACUACCGUCCUAUCAACACGACGACCCGUCUCCGCGCCGCAGUGGGCCAGCGCAUCGGGACACUAGUUACAGAUGGUGACGGCGAGGCGUGUGAGCGUUGCUACAAGGGACUGGGCCCAUUUGCCUCUUGCAAGACUGUUACGAUUCGAGGUAUAACCAAGUUCCGUGGCUCGUGCAUGAACUGUGUGUUUGCGGGUGGGGCGACGAAGUGCACGCUCCGGACAGGGCAGCAGACUGCACCGGCUGCGAGGGGUGCACAUGUUCCCAGUACCACGCGCGUUGCCGACGGGGCGAUUUCGAAGCCUGGGAGGCCGCCGGCCCCCAAGGGUCCUAGGAUUAGUCGCGAGGGCCGGGCCGUCACGAUUGAUGUGGAUAACCUCGUUUAUAUGCCGAGUCAGAUGAGCACGAUGAUUCAUAAUUUGAGGACGACCAAAGAUCUGAUCGAGGACUUCUUGGCGGAUCAGAAACUCCCGAGGAAUGCAGAAGGCCAGGUUGCUCCGGCUCCGUCUGCUAGCUCGUCACAGAGCAAGGAUUAUGGGAUGCGAGAUACUGGUCAGGCUAUUCGGGAAGAACCUAAUACAGCUGACCAGGCCAAUGCUCUAGUCCCGGAUCGAGGUUCAUCACAUAGAACAGACGAUGACACCCGAAACGCCGGCCAGGUUGUCCAGACAACACCGCCAACGAAUAAAGCCCGCGAUACGGAUAAACCUACCACUGACACAAUCAAGAGUCGAUCCAAUAACCCGUUUGCUAGCAUGUUGCAAAGCAAAGAUCAUGCGAUGCAAGGUUCAGGACCGGCCGUCCAAAGGGGAUCAAAGAGCGAAGCAGCAUCAAGCGGCGACCAAGAUCCUCUUGCUAGUUCGAUUGCCGGCUCGAAGAAAUUCUCUAACAAUGCAGGAAAGGACCAAGUUGAUGAUGUGCCAGUUCUGCCUGCUGGUCUAUCGCAGAGCAAAGAUCGUAAGACGCAAGCUGCGAAGAAGGCUGUCCAGAAAGAAGUACCGAAGUCUGAGACAGGCCGACGGAUACCACUCUCUAGCGACACAGCCAAGGGUCGAUCCAAUAAAUCGGUUGCUGGCUUGUUGCAGAUCAAAGAUGGUAAGACGCAAGCUGCGAAGAAGGCCGGCCAGAAGGAAUAG
Penicillium chermesinum is the source of this 1413-nucleotide messenger RNA. Its product is annotated as DUF3716 domain-containing protein. The transcript has 2 exons. NCBI's taxonomy places the organism in Eukaryota, Fungi, Ascomycota, Eurotiomycetes, Eurotiales, Aspergillaceae. The record is from RefSeq and is a predicted model, not a curated record. The coding region runs from base 1 to 1413 and encodes 470 amino acids.